This is a messenger RNA of Rhipicephalus sanguineus (brown dog tick), 1440 nucleotides long. Its product is annotated as probable ATP-dependent RNA helicase DDX5. NCBI's taxonomy places the organism in Eukaryota, Metazoa, Arthropoda, Arachnida, Ixodida, Ixodidae. Gene Ontology annotation, cellular component: nucleus; cytoplasm; ribonucleoprotein complex. The record is from RefSeq and is a predicted model, not a curated record. The transcript has a single exon. Gene Ontology annotation, molecular function: ATP binding; RNA binding; RNA helicase activity. The coding region runs from base 1 to 1440 and encodes 479 amino acids.
AUGGUGCAGCAGCAAAGGCGAAUUAGGGGUGAAUACCUCAAUAACGAAAUCUAUUGGGGUAAGAGGUUUAAUGCGGACUUGUAUCGGAAAAGCAAAGUCGGAUGGUUCCUUCGCAAGCCUAACUGGAACAACAUCCAGCUGCAGCCGUUCGAGCAAAACCUCUAUGAAGAACAUCCGGCCACGGCAAGCCGGUCGAUCGCCGAAGUGGAAGCUUACAGAAAGGCCAACGGUGUAUUGGUGAAAGGGAACGACGUGCCGAAACCCAUCCUCGCCUUCAACGAGUCCAACUUUCCGGACUUUGCCUUCAAGGGAAUCGAGGCCCGACGGGAUUGCACGUUACCAACCUCCAUCGAGGCCAUCUGCUGGCCCAUCGCACUCUCGUGCAAGAACUAUCUCGGCAUAGCGGAGACGGGAUCGGACAGGGCUCUCGCCUACGUCCUCCCGGCCGUCAUACACGUCAGCCGCCAGCCGCCCAGGAAGCAGCAAGACGGACCCGUCGCCGUUCUUGUGGUUCCGACGCGCGAGCUGGCCAAGAAGAUUCACAGCGUGGCCUCAGACCUUGGCAACCAUGCCGGGUUACGCAGUGUGUGCGCCGCAAACGGCGACAGCAAGGGAGGCCAGUACGCCGAGCUCAAGAAGGGCUGCCACAUCUUCGUGGCCACGCCUCGACGCCUCAUCGAGUUCCUCGAAGAAGGCAAGGUGAACCUCCACCGGUGCACGUACCUCGUUUUCGACGAUGUGGACCGCAUGCUGACGAUGGGCUACGAGCCCCACGUCCUCAAGAUUGCCGAGCUUUGCCGACCGGACCACCAAACGAUAAUGUGGGCCACAUCAUGGAAGAGGAAUCUGAAGCCCCUUGUAGAAGACCUGCUCGAGGACUACGUAGAAAUCAGGUUUAAUCCGGCGCCGCUGCCCGUUGAAAACGGCGUGGAAAUGACCGUCGACGUGUCCCAGGAGGAAGACAAGGGAGAAAAAUUGGCUGAACUCCUCAACAACGUACUCAAGGAGAAGACAGACAGAGCCGUGGUGUUCUGUGACACGAAAUGGAAGGUCGAUGAUAUCGCUUUCCAACUGCGACAACGUGGCUGGUCCGCUAUCGGCCUUCACGGCAAGAAGCUACAAAUAGAGCGGGACUGGGUCGUGUCUAUGUUCCUUAGAGGUGCAGCGAACGUGCUCGUUACGACGGACAAGGUUGCGCAGGACCUGGAUUUCGACAACGUGCGGCUCGUGGUGAACUACGACUGCCCGGACUCCUGCGAGCUCUACGCCCACAGGUCGAGGCACGUCAAGCGCCCGGGUGUGCCAGGUGCUGUGCACACGCUCAUCGUUCCUGAUCAAGGGCUCCAGGCCAAGACGCUGAUAGAGAUUUUGGAGGAUGCCAAGCAACCGGUCAAUCCAAAACUCCGCAACAUAGCGAAAAAUGUUCGUUCCAAACAAUAA